Messenger RNA from Ramularia collo-cygni, 861 nucleotides. RefSeq lists its product as uncharacterized. Bases 1 to 861 code for a protein of 286 amino acids. NCBI's taxonomy places the organism in Eukaryota, Fungi, Ascomycota, Dothideomycetes, Mycosphaerellales, Mycosphaerellaceae. The transcript is spliced from 4 exons. Gene Ontology annotation, biological process: mycotoxin biosynthetic process. The record is from RefSeq and is a predicted model, not a curated record.
AUGGCGGCCGUUCCAUUAUUAAAAGAAGAACCUCUGGGAGCCGGAGAAGAGUACGAUGAGGUUGAGUCGUCAAGCGACGAACGGCAGGAGCGAAAACGUGGCCUGCGUGGGAACACCAUCGGGUGGUUGAUCUUUCUGGCAUGUCUGCUGGGUUUGACGUUAGGAAUUGCAGCUGGUGUCGCGACCUUACUCGUCUGGAGUUGGCGGCCUGAAUCGAAAUCAUGCUUCCAGCAGUCGUCAAUGCCCUCCCCUGUAGAGCGAGAUGUCCCUAUCGAGUAUCACWCCCAGCAGUUCAACGGGUCCUUGAUGAUGGAGAACGUCUAUCGCCGGCCGGGAAGUCCAGAGGUCGAUGCGGCGUGGGAAGCUCUCGGAGUGAAUUAUCGACCUUUGAGCGUGCCCUUGGAAGUCGGUCUCAAAACAGGAUUGGCAGCGGAUCAGGUGAAGGUCAAUAGCAAAUAUGGUGGCGGAUUUCCCGCGAAUGUCGAAGGGCUUCAUCAGCUACAUUGCGCGAAUCUGGUAAGGAAAGCGCUGUACUACAACAUCGAUUACUAUCGUGCGCAAGGAGAGGGCGCCUUUACGAACAACGAAUACAUAGUGCAAAAGCACGUCUCGCAUUGCCUCGACAUCAUACGGCAGCAGCUCAUGUGCACCAUCGAUGUCGGAGUCCUCGGGCAAGUGUGGUUCCAGCCUGAUGCAGACGAGUUGCCUUCAGCUUUUGUGGACUUCAACACGAAGCACACGUGUAGAAACUUCGAAGCAGUCCGCGAAUGGGCCGAGGAACGCCAAAUGCCGGAUGAUGUGCCAGAUGAUUGGCUGGAGCCACCCAAGCCAGGAGACCGCAUUUGGGACACUGUGCCUUAG